AUGCCACUUUCGUUUGAUUGGCCAUUUCCAGAAAGACCAUCAAUAUUUUACAAGGCAGCUUCGACGUUAACCAUUGGUCUUGUUGGAUCACUUAGCAAAUUUUGGAUGAGUGAAAUUCUUCUCGAUGCUGUAUUAAAUCGAGAUCCAGACCGACCAUUAAUUACUGUAGCGAAUCAUCAUUCGUGUAUGGAUGAUCCGUUGUUGAUCGGAGCUACGAUGCCACUUCGUAUUUUUUGGAAUCGUCAUCGAAUGCGUUGGUCUUUGGGUGCUGAUGAUAUUGUAUUUACAAUGAGAAAACAUCAACUUUUUUUCAGUUUGGGUAAAACAAUACCAGUGACACGAGGUGAUGGUGUUUAUCAACGGCCUAUGGAUUUCGCUCUCAAACAAGUUAACCAAGGUGGAUGGAUACAUAUCUUUCCGGAAGGAAAAGUUAAUUUAACAAAAGAACCCAUGAGACUUAAGUGGGGUGUUGGUCGACUUAUUGCUGAAGCUAAUAUUUGUCCAUUGGUUGUUCCAUUAUAUCAUCUCGGAAUGGAUUCUGUAUUACCCAAUGAAGAGCCUUAUACUCUUCAAAUGCGGAAAAAAGUGACUAUUUAUGUUGGUGAACCAUUAAUCUUCGAUGAGCUUGUACAAAGAAUGAAAAAAGAAAAUCGAUCACUGCAAGAAAUACGUAAAGCUGUAACUGAUAUAAUUCAACACGAAUUAUAUAAACUUAAGAUAAAAUGUGAAGAACUACAUCGACAUCAUCUAUCCAGCGAUUCUUCGUCGCCAUAG
This is a messenger RNA of Rotaria sp. Silwood1, 774 nucleotides long. The record is from the annotation of a GenBank genome assembly. Lineage: Eukaryota; Metazoa; Rotifera; Eurotatoria; Philodinida; Philodinidae.